This is a messenger RNA of Phragmites australis (common reed), 1549 nucleotides long. RefSeq lists its product as uncharacterized. The record is from RefSeq and is a predicted model, not a curated record. The transcript has 6 exons. Bases 170 to 1366 code for a protein of 398 amino acids. Lineage: Eukaryota; Viridiplantae; Streptophyta; Magnoliopsida; Poales; Poaceae.
ACCACCGUCCGUGCUCCGCAUACGCGACUCGCACCACGCGCGACGCCUCACCAUACACCGCGUCUACGCAAAACUCCUUUCAUGUCCUCCCCAGUUUCCUCCCGCCACGAGCCCCUUAUCCUCCGACGGCUAACGAUCACCCCAAGCCCCGCGCCCUCCCCGUCCGCCCAUGUCCGCCGCCGCCGAUGACCUCGCGCGCCGCGUCGCCUCGUUCCUCCCUGUCCCUCUCCUGCCGCCGCCGCAGAAGCAGCAUCUCUCCGGCGUGGCUGCCGCCGUCCUCGACGCCGGGGGCCGCCUCGGCCGCGCCGUGGGCGACGUCUUCCGCCGGCUCCGCAUCGACGACACCUUCUACUCCGGCGCGCAGCAGAUCCGGGGAAACGCCUGGAAAAGUGACUGGAGCUCCGCGGCCGGGGCGCCAGCGGGCAAGGAGGGGGUCGCCACCGGCGCCGAUCCCCUCGUCGCCGCCUCCGGAAGGUUCGCGCGGUCGCAGGGGAGCAUGAACCUGUCGGCGACGUACGACAGCAGGACGAACGACGUGGAGAGCUCUGUGGUGGCCAGAGGAGACCUGUGGCGGGCGGAGGCGUCUCAUAGCAGCAGCGGAGGCUCUGCUCCGAGAGGCGCUGGCGACGGGGCGCCUCUGUUCCUAGUCCAGCUCGGUCCGGUCCUCUUCGUCCGCGACACGACGCUGCUGUUCCCGGUGCAUCUGUCCAAGCGGCACCUCAUCUGGUACGGAUUCGAACGCAAGAACGGAGUGCACUCGGUAUGCCCGGCUUAUUGGUCAGCUCACAAGAGAUGGUUAUUCAUGUCCAUGAUCUGCCUGAACCCCUUUGCCUGUUCAUUCAUGGACAUGCAAUUCCCAAACGGGCAACUAAGAUAUGUGGCCGGCGACGGCUUCACGACGCGCACUUUCCUCCCUCUCUGCGGUGGGAUCCUGCAAGCUCAUGGAAAAUUCCCGGGGGAGAAGAGGAUCAGCUUCUCUUUCAAAAACAGGAGCGGUGGCAGCGUCAUCCCAAUGGUUCGGUGGCCGGAUAAGUCUCUGUCACUGGGGCUUGUCCAGGCGUUGUCUUGGAGGAGAUCUGGCCAGAUGCUGCAACCAGCACUGCAGAUCAGCAUAUCUCCUACGAUCGGUGGACGCCAUCCUGGGUUGCGCAUGGAGCUGAUCCAUUCGGCGAAUGAGAGCGUUGGCGUAGUCUGCGGCUACUCCCACACUGCUUCUCCUUGUGCCUACGCCUCAAUAUCGAUUGGAAGAUCGAAGCUGAAUGGCGGCGCAGCAAGAUCAGGGUUAGUAUUAAGAGUAGACACACCGCUCCAUACUUUUGGCCAGCCAUGGUUCUCCGUUCAGAUGAACAGCGGGCUCGAGUUCUGAUUGCUCAUUGCUUCGUUGUUACGGAACAUACAGAGUAUCAGACUUACAGGCGACACAACAUUGAAAUGUACAGGCAUUUUUCAGGGUUUCUGUAUGUGACUUGACAAGGACUCGUUGUGUACACGCUAUGAAUCAUAUGGUGUCAAAGAUUAAGAUAUUGAAGCAGUAAGCAUUUUUGUGCAA